This is a messenger RNA of Mucor velutinosus, 3333 nucleotides long. RefSeq lists its product as uncharacterized. NCBI's taxonomy places the organism in Eukaryota, Fungi, Mucoromycota, Mucoromycetes, Mucorales, Mucoraceae. Gene Ontology annotation, cellular component: cell septum; cell periphery. The record is from RefSeq and is a predicted model, not a curated record. The transcript is spliced from 3 exons. The coding region runs from base 1 to 3333 and encodes 1110 amino acids. Gene Ontology annotation, molecular function: chitin synthase activity.
AUGUCAAACCCACCUAAUCAAUAUAACGGUGACUACCACUCUAACAAUAGACAUAGUAACAAUGUCAAUCAACACGGUUAUCCUCAACACAAUCGUUCGUCUUACAUGGCUGAUCAACACAACAUGAAUCGACAACGGGCAUCUGAAAACUACAUGCGUCAACAAAGGCAAAAUUUAUCCGGAGGACAUGUCCCUACUAAUAAUAGAAUGCCUCAACCAGCAAGACCAUCCAACGGUGUCACCCCAAAUCACUUACAGCCAAGUCCAUAUCAUAGAGGCUCUACUAAUAUCAAUAGAUCCAAGUCAUUGACAAGACCUGAGCGUCAGCGGCCAAGACCUGGUAUGAUCAAUGCUUCUAACAACCUCGGAGCAGGAGGGCCAAGCCAACGUCGUACAUCUGGUCUCAAUCAUCGCAAGAUUAACCGCGGGAAUGGUGGUAAUGACGGUACCCCUCACAACGCACACAAUCAACCAAUGUCCAGCAAUCUGCAAAUGCAGCUCGCUCAACAAAAGCAACAACAACAGAUGAACAACGGCGCAAUGCCUGUCUCCAGUCAAAUGUCGGGCUUAAGGGACCAAGAUGAAGAAGUGAAAGAGCCUAGUCCGCUCAAUAACUGGUGGGCCUGGAUUGCGUUUCUUUGCACAUGUUGCUAUCCUCCCUAUAUUAUUCGUGUUUGGUUUGGAAAAUCAAAUAAAAACAUGCAGCAAGCAUGGAGAGAAAAGGUUACAUUGUGUUACUUGGUUGGUUUUUUGUGCGGUUUAUUAGCAUACGUUAUUUAUGGUCUGAACAUCGAUUUAUGUCCAAGAGACAGACUGAGCUAUCCUUACUCUAGCAUCAACGAUCAGGGCGUGAGAGUGCCUACUCAAAGAGAGCAAGUGUCUGUCUUUGGCCAAGUCUACAAGUUUGAGACAAUGCAGGAUUACUUUCUAUCCAUCAACAUGAAUUUAACAUCAGAUUUCAAAGGCAUGGAGCUUGGCUCUAUCUUUGAUGGUGAUACAAGAGGCUAUUGUACUCCAUUCAAGCAUGGCGACGUCGAUCCUACUCUCCCUAGCUGUACACUAACAAGUCCUUAUGGCGCUACAUUGAAGCAAGCAAACGGCUCCUGCAUUCCUCUCGAUAGUCUGCAUCGAUUCAGCAACAACAAUGACAUGAUCAGCUUCGACUGGGCUGACAUUCGCACCAGUAUUCACGACAUGAAUGAUUCCAACAUGGCUAUUAUCGUCGACAGUGUUCUCAACAUGACAUCUUACUACCAAAAGAACAAUGCCUCCAUUUUUGGUCAAGAAGUCGACAGGGCAAUCAGGAUCUCUCGUGGUAAUGAUUUGGCCUAUGCCCUCUUGUAUACACCUGCUGGCAAGAGAGCUCGUCAUUGCAUCGCUGCUAGAUAUACUGUGGGUACUGCAUCUCAAGAGGUUGCUAGCUGCAUUGCUGAUAACAUUAUCAUGACGGUCAUGUUUGCUGUCAUUAUCAUCAUUAUUAUCAUCCGUUAUUCCAUGGCUUGUCUUUUCCAAUGGUUCAUCUCUCGUCGUUUGACCAAACCAGGUGGUAGAUCAAACUGGUUAGCUUGGCGUUCUAUCAAGGGUGGCAACGACGAUCCUGCAAACCAUAUUCCAGGCCCCUACAACAACUAUGGUCCCAUGGCUCAAGGCUCUGUCAAUUCAUUCAGCAGUUCCAACAACAACAACAGCAGCCACGGCAACCAAACAUUGAGUGUUCAAAGCUCCAAUUUGGGACUAAAUGGUCAUCGUACAGACAUCGUGGAAACUGAGCUCUAUACUGUCAUGUUGGUAACAUGUUAUUCAGAAGGCGAGGAGGGUUUGAGAAUCACGAUGGACAGUUUGUCAAACACCACUUACUCCAACAAGCACAAGAUUUUCUUCGUCAUUGCUGAUGGCUUGAUUACUGGUGCAGGCGAAACCAUGUCUACACCUGAUAUUGUUGUCAACAUGAUGGAUUUGACUCCUGCUAUGGCUAACCCUAAACCCUGUUCUUAUCUUGCUGUUGCAGACGGUGAAAAGCAAUUGAACAUGGCCAAGGUAUACGCUGGACAUUAUAACGGCACUGCUUGCAUUACCAUUGUCAAAUGUGGUACUGAAGAGGAGCAAAAGGGCGCCAAGGCUGGUAAUCGUGGUAAACGUGAUUCUCAAGUUAUCUUGAUGUCCUUCUUCCAACGUGUGUUGUUUAACGAUCGUUUCUGUGAACUGGAUUAUGAAAUCUUCUGGAAAAUGACUUGGUUGAUGAAAGGCGUUACACCCGAUAAGUUUGAAACUGUGCUGAUGGUGGAUGCAGACACCCAAGUGCUUCCUGACGCUUUGACCUAUAUGGUUGCUGCCAUGGCAAAUGACAUUACUAUUAUGGGCCUUUGUGGUGAAACACGUAUUGCUAACAAACGUGCUUCUUGGGUUACUGCUAUUCAGGUCUUUGAAUACUACAUCUCUCAUCAUUAUACAAAGGCCUUUGAAUCACUGUUUGGUAUGGUCACUUGUUUACCUGGUUGUUUCAGUAUGUAUCGUAUCAAGUCACCUAAAAAUGGCUCUUGGGUUCCAGUCUUGGCUAAUCCUGAUAUCAUCAUGGAGUACAAUCAAAAUAUUGUCACUACACUUCACGAAAAGAAUCUACUGUUGCUCGGUGAGGAUCGCUUCCUGUCUACUCUGAUGUUGCGUACAUUCCCUAAGCGCCAAAUGAUGUUUGUGCCUAAUGCCCGUUGCCGUACUGUUGUCCCUGAUGAAUUUGGCGUCUUGCUAUCACAGCGUCGUCGUUGGAUUAACUCUACAGUGCAUAAUUUGAUGGAAUUGGUCUUGGUGUCUGAUCUCUGUGGUAUCUCUUUCUUGUCCAUGCAAUUCUCUGUGUUUAUUGAUUUGAUCGGUACAUUUGUGCUUCCUGCUGCUAUUGUCAUGUCUAUUUAUCUAAUUGUUGAAACUGCCAUCUCACCCAACCCUCAAUGGCAAUCACUGGGUUUACUGAUCGCCAUCUUGGUUCUGCCAGCAGUAUUGAUUACAAUUACUACAAUGAAGUUUGUUUAUGUGAUGUGGAUGAUUAUUUAUAUUUGCGCUUUGCCUAUUUGGAAUAUGGUCUUACCCUUGUAUUCGUUCUGGCAUUUUGAUGAUUUCAGUUGGGGUGCUACUCGUGUGGUGGUAGGAGAAAAGAAGGGCGAUUCACAUGGAGAUGCAGAUGGCAAAUUCGACUCAAAGAGACUGAUUAUGAAGAAAUGGGAGGAUUGGGAAGCUGAGCGAACUGGUCAGCGUCAGGGCCGCAAAUUCCCUCUUAAGACACCUCAAGAUAGCUUCUCUGCCUUUGAUGGUGUCAAACCUCAUUCUCCAUUCUUCAAAUAA